Megalops cyprinoides (Indo-Pacific tarpon) is the source of this 2241-nucleotide messenger RNA. RefSeq lists its product as uncharacterized. NCBI's taxonomy places the organism in Eukaryota, Metazoa, Chordata, Actinopteri, Elopiformes, Megalopidae. The transcript is spliced from 10 exons. The coding region runs from base 105 to 1808 and encodes 567 amino acids. Gene Ontology annotation, molecular function: oxidoreductase activity. The record is from RefSeq and is a predicted model, not a curated record.
UUAGUCUGGAAACAGUCUCUACAUGGUUCAGCCUGAAAUAUUCAGCUUACUGAACGCACCUGUUUUCUUCAUUAUUCCUCCUGCAACUCUCUCUUCUUCUCUGAAUGAAAUCUGCUUUGCUUCCCUGUAAUUCAGCAAUGCUGGAUGUGCUGAUUAUCGGGGGAGGUCCUCAUGCUCUGACUCUAGCCACCCUGCUAUCCCACCCUGACGGUCCUUCCACACAACCCAGCACAGACAUCCUGGAUGGGAUCCAGCUUAGCCAGAACAAGUCAAAGUGUGGUCGAUUGAGGAAGAAGAGGACUUCAUCUGCCAGGCAGGAAGCAGAGGAGGAAGCAGCUUCAGAUCUCUCCCUCUGUCCUCCACUGAACUUCAGGGUUGUAGACUCUUACGGGGAGUGGACCGUGCUGUGGGAGAGUCAGUUCAAAGCCCUCAACAUCCCCCAUCUCCGCUCGCACACGCUGGUGCACACAGACCCAUUAAACAAGAAAUCCCUCCAGGACUUUGUGGUGAAGCACGGGCGCACCGCUGAGCUGCACUGCCUCCCCGAGCGCAUCUGCAUCCUGGACGAGAACGCCUACUUCAACGACAACCGCCUGGGCAAGCGGGACAGGCGGCGGCUGAGCACCAGCAGCCGGCUGCAGGCGAGCAUGUACUUCAGCCUGCCCGGCACCCAGCUCAGUGUGGACUUCUUCCAGGAGCAGGUCCACAGAUACGGCCUGGACAAUGUGCUGACGAUGGGCACAGUGGACAGGAUCGUCCCUGUCACGGUGGCCCAUGACAAGAAGAAGGAAGCGCUGUACUUCAGGGUGCUGCUGCAGGGCGGGGAGACCCUCGAAGCCAGGAGGGUUGUCAUGGCAACUGGCCCCACUCGGGCCCAGAUGGCCAACAUCCCCUCCUGGGUGGGGGCCAUCACGGAGAGCUACCCCGAGGAACGGCUGCAGCACACUGUGCGGCUAAUGCAUCAGCAGCCUCUCUCCUCACAACAGGAAGAAGGAACUCUGCAACAGGAAGCCGUUUGCCAUUCAGGAGAGGAGUUAAUGGUGGUUGGAGGAGGCCUGACUAGUGCUCACAUCAUCUCCAUUGCACUACAGCAAGGGGCCAGUCAUGUGACCUGGGUAAUGCGCAAGCAUUUACAGCUGAAGCAGUUUGAUGUGGGCGACGUGGAGAGCUUGGUGGGCCGCUACUCACACGUGGAGCACGGCAUGCAGAUGGACGGGCUGGCCUACCUCCGGCGGUUCUACGGUGAGAGGAGCCUGCCGCGGCGCCUGGCCAUGAUCCGGCAGGCCAGGAAGGGCGGGGCCGUCACGCCGGAAGCCUACGCGCAGCUACUGCCCUUCAUCCACAGCGGCCAGCUGGCGGUGAAAACCUACUGCCAGGUCUCUGAAGCCAAGUGGUGCUACAGGACCCAGGCCUGGAAGGUGUCUCUGAGCUCUGAGGAGAGCUGGACUGGAGACAGAAUCUGGUUGGCCACAGGCUGCAAGCUAGAUGUGAACCAAGACCCCCUGCUUUCUGAUGUCAUCAAAGAGUUCCCAAUUCAGGUGCUGGAUGGCUGGCCAUGUAUAUCAGAGAACCUACAGUGGGCUCCUGGGUGCCCCCUUUACCUGAUGGGACAGUAUGCCGCACUUCAGAUUGGGCCUCAUGCAGUGAACCUUGCUGGGGGCCAGGCAGCAAGCAUGCGCAUCUCCAAGGAAAUCCUGAGUCAGCACAGAAAGGCUGGAGAGGGCCAGGCAGCGGCAGGCAGACAUGGAUCAGAGUGCACACAGACUGAAGAGUACAUACAGCAGAUGCAUGGACUUAUGUGGCUGUGAUCACAUGACAAUAACUCCUGGCAUUGGGGCUGAAGACUGAAACUGGGUGACCUACAGUACUAUAGAUUCCAUGUUUUCCCCUUUUCCCCACAAACUUAAAAUAUUCCUCCUGUAGCUAAAGGACACAGCUAAUUAUUAUACUGUGUUUUUGGUUCUUAGUUUUCUGUCAUUUUUUUACUUUUUAUGCAAUCAUUUUGAUUGUCAUUCAACCAUAUUGUUGCCAGAUGAAAUGGGAGUAGCCCUCAAAUGUCCCUCGUUUGACAUACGUCACCCCAUUUCAAGAGUGGCGUAAGACUGUGAUUAAUUCAAAAAGUAAUUACCUCCUUCAUUUCAAUGAAAAAUAGAAUGUCACAGAAUAGAUCAAAUGUGAGACCAAGGUCCAGUCAUUUUUAAAUAAAAUUUAAAAGUUAGCAAGUUACUGUUUUAUUUACCA